This is a messenger RNA of Epinephelus moara (kelp grouper), 8227 nucleotides long. RefSeq names its product estrogen receptor 2a (gene esr2a). Gene Ontology annotation, molecular function: nuclear estrogen receptor activity; zinc ion binding; sequence-specific DNA binding. The record is from RefSeq and is a predicted model, not a curated record. Gene Ontology annotation, biological process: regulation of DNA-templated transcription; cellular response to estradiol stimulus; estrogen receptor signaling pathway. The transcript has 9 exons. Lineage: Eukaryota; Metazoa; Chordata; Actinopteri; Perciformes; Serranidae. The coding region runs from base 572 to 2209 and encodes 545 amino acids. Gene Ontology annotation, cellular component: nucleus.
UCAACAGACGUGCGUGUUAUAUGAGCGCAGUCCGACUGUGGGUGAACUUACUCGGUGUUUGGCUUUCCUGCUGCUCACAACAGCUCCCCAAACUCUAUCUUUGAACACUUUAACCAGCACGUGACACCGCGGUCGGACUUCGCCUUGUCAAACUUUGUCUGCAGCUGCUGUUUGUGCAACAAGAGGUGAAGUGGUUUGUCAUACUUCUGACUCCACAUGCUACGAUUCAGUGAUGUGACUCAUGGCUGAACUGAGACUGAGCACCAAACAUCUUCCCCACUCCCCAUUAUCCCCUGGAUCAUCUAAUGUCAGGUUGAUCACGUGAUCUAUCCCAGCGCUUAAAUUUCACAGUGAGCACAGUUAGGAAUUUACAAUGUGAGCUCUUGAAGUAACAUUAAACAUCCCUGGCCUGUGUAGGAGAUCUGCUGGUCUUUGCUUUUAUUUUUUAGGGACAAUUCUUGUACAUAAUGACAUUACCACAGUGAACUUGACACCAGGGGACAACUCUAUCCUAGGCUCAUAUUCUUUGCCGAUGAUGUGGUAAUCUCAUCAUACUGAAACUGUAGUUGUGAUGGCCGCUGCCUCCUCUCCAGAGAGGGAUCAGUCCCUCCUCCAGCUCCAGGAGGUGGACUCCAGUCGAGCUGGCAGUCGCGUCCUCCCUCCAGUCCUGGGCUCAUCCUCUCCUGGCAUGUCUCUGGAAACCAGCAAGCCCAUCUGCAUCCCCUCUCCCUACACUGACAUUGGGCACGACUUCACCACCAUACCUUUCUACAAUCCAGCUAUCUUCAGUUAUGCCAGUCCGGGCAUUUCAGACUGCCCCUCUGUCCAUCAGUCACUAAGCUCCUCAUUAUUCUGGCCCAGCCAUGGCCACAUGGGGUCAUCGUUACCCCUGCACCACUCCCAGGCUCGGCCUCAGCACGGGCAGCCAAUCCAGAGUCCAUGGCUGUCGCCGCGGGACAGUGCCUUACCAGCCAGUCAGAGUGUGAGGAGGCAUUCUCAGGAGAGUGAGGAGGCCGUGGUGUCGUCCGGCGGGAAGGCUGACCUCCACUACUGUGCUGUGUGUCACGACUACGCCUCAGGCUACCACUACGGCGUCUGGUCGUGUGAGGGGUGUAAAGCCUUCUUCAAGAGGAGUAUCCAAGGGCACAAUGACUACAUCUGUCCAGCAACCAAUCAAUGCACCAUAGACAAGAACCGCCGUAAGAGCUGCCAGGCGUGUCGCCUCCGCAAAUGCUGUGAAGUUGGCAUGACUAAGUGUGGUAUGAGAAAGGAGCGUGGAAACUACAGGAACCAGACGAGGCGAGUUACCCGUCUGUCCUCACAGGGCCGAACCAACAGACCAAAGGCGUUAACAGGACCAGCGUUGGGUUCGUUGAAUGCACCCCAGCCUCCUGCGCUGACCCCAGAGCAGCUGAUAGAGCGAAUAAUGGAGGCGGAGCCGCCAGAGAUCUGCCUCAUGAAGGACAUGAGAAGGCCGCUGACGGAAGCGAACAUCAUGAUGUCGCUCACCAACCUGGCUGACAAGGAGCUGGUUCACAUGAUCACCUGGGCCAAGAAGAUUCCAGGAUUCAUAGAGCUGAGCCUCUUGGACCAGGUGCACCUGCUGGAGUGCUGCUGGCUGGAGGUGCUGAUGAUCGGACUGAUGUGGAGGUCAGUGGACCAUCCAGGGAAACUUAUCUUCUCCCCUGACCUCAGCCUGAGCAGAGAAGAGGGGAACUGUGUCCAGGGCUUCUCUGAGAUAUUUGAUAUGCUGAUAGCUGCCACGUCCAGGGUGAGAGAGCUCAAGCUCCAGAGGGAGGAGUACGUCUGCCUCAAGGCCAUGAUCCUCCUUAACUCCAACAUGUGCCUCAGCCCGACGGAGGGCAGCGAUGAGCUGCAGAGUCGCUCCAAGCUGCUGCGUCUUCUGGACGCUGUGACGGACGCUCUGGUGUGGGCCAUCGCCAAAACAGGCCUCACCUUCCGCCAGCAGUACACCCGCCUCGCCCACCUGCUCAUGCUGCUCUCACACAUCCGCCAUGCCAGUAACAAAGGCAUGGACCACCUCCACUGCAUGAAGAUGAAGAACAUGGUGCCUUUGUACGACCUGUUGCUGGAGAUGUUGGAUGCUCACAUCAUGCACAGCUCCCGCCUGCCUCACCGGCCUCCCCAGCAGGAGUCUGGGGACCAGAUGGAGGUUCCCGCUCGGCCAUUCAGCUCUGGUAGCGGCUAGGGAUGGGAAUGCUUAAGAUUUUAUUAAUACCAGUGCCAUUAUUGAUUCUGCUUAUCUGUCCCUUAUCGAUUCCCUUAUUGAUUCCUAAACAGUUUUCUAUCUUGGGCUAAAAAGUAGGCCUACAUGUUGAUAUCAUAGUUUGGCAACGUGCCAACAUCAGAAAAACAUGACCGUGAUGAUAAAAGUAAUUGAUAAGCUCAGAGGCGUACGAUUCCGAUGGAUCGGACAGUUUCUUCUUUUGAUUCCCAUCCCUAGUAGCACCCUUCGAAAACCUGGACUCCCAGCAUCACUGGAGGUAACCCGCAGCCGUCCAAUCAGAAUUAAGACGCAAAGAAUUUUCACCGCUUCGCACAAAACUACUCCACAAGAUGUUUUACUGGAACUUUCUGCUGAAUUCUGUGAACUCUCGUCGGUGAAGCUGAAGCUUUGAGACACUGUGCACUUAUUCUAGGGGAACUUUUAAAGACGUCACUCUGCAGACAGGCCGAACCUGCCUUAUCACCACAUAUUGAAAACAAGCUGUCGUCAUAAUUUGGCAGGUAGCAACAGUCCUUGCUUAAAUGUUCAUGUCCUGUUUUACUGCCUUGAUUCUCCUGUGCUGAGCAGCUAAUGUCCUGUCAGAUCAUAUUCAUAUCUGUCCAUCUCCUGUGUUUGGUUUUAUUCUGAAGGUCCAACAUCUCACAUCUGUGCGCUCCAUAUGUAUCUGGAGCCAGCAGCUGGUUAGCUUAGCAUAGAGGCUGGAAACAGCUAGCCUAACCCGGUUCACACUACACAAUAUCAGCCCGGUUCUAAUUAAUGACAACCAACGCCACAUCUAGGAUGCCUCAUGACGUUCCAACAGAAAGUCUAGCACGUUUGAUUUUCUUUUUGUCGUUCACGACUUCUCCGGUCACAGCCGUCACUUUGACCAACAGAAACACAGAGUUAGCUGCUGCCAUAACACACACACACACUUCUUAAAAACACACUACAAAUGACAAAGAAAUUAUUCAAAACAAGUUUUGCUUUUAUUUUGUUUUGAUUUUCCCUUCUGGGAUUUGAACAAAAUUUCCCAUUAGGGCUAAAGUGCAACAAGACACAAGUCUUGAAACAAGCUUGUAAACAAGAUGGCAGGCCCUGCCAUUGUAAACAACAGCGAAAAUGAAACUUUGCAGCAAGCUUUCUACUGGCUUCAAACAAUGUCCCAACUUCCAGGGACCUAAUCUCCCAGUUAUGAAAACAUAACUAAGAAAACGUUCACUUCUUUGACAGUGAUACAGCGCACCUUCAAACGUAAAAUAAACAAAUAAAAGUGCUUCCUCUUGAAAAAAAUGAGUCCCUUUCUGAUAAAACACUUUUUGAAAACAUUAACAUUUAACAUGUCGUUACAAAAAUAGAUAAUUUUCCUCAUUGGUGAACAAAACCUUCAUUAAAGUUCACAUGUGCAUAUAAAUAAAAGGUGCCUCUUGUAUACGAAGAUUAUUUUGUAUCCCUGAAUAUGUAAACAAAAUCAUCAGACAUCUGCAUGCAUCGCAUAGUCAACAUCAAAUUUUAGAAGAUAUACAGGACAUGAGGUGCUUGCCAUGCUGUGUUUAGUUUCUUUUUUCUUUUUACAAAUUUUUGGCAAGGAAAACAAGCCUGUCUACUACCUCAUGCCCUGUUGCAAGUAACAAUGCCACCCCCCACACUAAAAACCUUCUCUGACGGGGCACUUGUAGCAGGGACAGAAAGGUAUUUUUUGCCAGAUUACUGAGCCUUGGGAAGUUUGGUUCGUGGCGCUUCCACCACUCAAGUGGAUCAGUGUCUGGGUCUGCCUCAGGGGCCAGCAGGUAGGUUGCCAGCUCAGUCUCUAUUUCCCUCCCUCUGACUGGUGGGGAGAUGGCACCGGCAUACUCUUCUUGAAGAAGGAAGCUAAAGUCAUUUUCUUAUUGGGUGGAGGCUGGGCUUCUUGGCGCACCUGCACAGCUGGACCAGGCUGCUGUGGUGUACUUUUUCAGCAGGCAGAGACAACAGCUCAGUGACUGCUCUUUUUUUUACUUGUUCCACCUUUCCUGGGUCAGUGUAGGUUGUUCGGAACCUGGGGUCCAUCAGUGAGGACAUGUCUAAGAGUUCAUCCGUCACAGGGUUGCUGUAUUUGUUCUCAAGGUACAGCAGAAUGUUUUUUUUAAUAGUUUUAGUGAGCUUGGUAUCUUCUUCCUCUGGCUGUAGGAGACUGGUUUUGAACAAAUGGAGCACCAGUUUAAUGUGGGAAACGCUAACAUAACCCUCCCCGGACAGGGCGUCAGUGAAGUCUUGGAGUGGUUUGACAGCUUUAUUUAUUGAUUCUAAAACCUCAAUGUCUUGCCAUGUGGGCACGAGAUGCCGACUUUUCUUGUCUGCGCCCAGGACACGGGCUAUGGCCUUCUCCUGUUCCAGAAAUCUCUCUAUCAUUUUUUGUCGUGAACCCCAUCUGGUAGGGGACUCCAUUAUUAGCUGAUGAGGGGGUAGACCAAGCUCAGCCUGUACUUCACCCAUCUCUCUUCUUUUUUUCCAGCUAUAGGAAAAGGCAGCAACAGCCUUUUUACAAACCCCAAAGGCACGCUCGAUCCGUGGGUCCUUCACACCAUUCUCUGUAUAACAAAUAAAGAAAGAAAACACAAACGAAACAAUUUUUACUGUGGCAUGAAAUACUGUAAAAAUAGAAAUGAUUAUUAGUCUGUAUAGUUGUAUAUUGUGUGGUGUUUUCAUUGCUAGUUUGACUAAUUUAAGACAUUAAUUGUUUAAUUGAAAAGGAGGUAAUUUAAAGUCUGUAGCAGCAUUUGACCACUAGAAGGCAGUGUGUACCCAUGUAACGGGCCCAGAGGCAGUGCGAAGUGGACUGAACAUUUGUCAAAUAUGCAGUAGUACAGCUAGCUGCCUACUGCAUAUUGUGUUUAAUUAUUACACUGAUGUUUUCUGUUUAAUGAUGGCAGCCUCUGUAAUGUUUAACUUGUUGAUAUACAGGUUAGGUGACUGAUAAUGUAAUACCUCAUUACAUCAUUGGGAAUUUAUUACAUUUUCGUGUCAACCAUUUUUUCCACAUCACUUGAAUGCAUCAUUGCCCAUUAGACUCUUACCUAUAGCGUUGUGCAGUCUAUGUCCAAAGCAUUGGAGGCUGGGCCACUCAUUGUCUUUGAGAGCUUUAAUUAUGUUGGUGCCACUGUCUGUCGUCAUACAGAUGAGUCGCUCUUCAGGAAGUUUCCAGGAGCUCAGAGCAUCCUUUAGCCCCUGGGCAAUUAUUUCACCUUUGUGGUCAUCGGGGAAAUAAGCCGUUUGGAGGCAGACACUUCGCAGAUCCCAGUUGUUGUUGAUAAAAUGCACAGUCAAGCUCAUGUAGGGCUGCAUUGUUCAGCUGGACCAUAGGUCUGUUGUGGUGGAGUAAAACGACACCUCCUCCAGCUCUCUAGCGAUCCUUUCCCGUGUGCAGUUGUACAGGUGAGGCAGGGCAACUCCGGCAAAAAUACUUGUGGCUUGGUAGCACAUACCUUGGGUCGAAAGUUUUUAGCAUAUGGAUAAACCCCGGCUUUUCCACUGUGUAAAUGUGAACCAUGUCCUUAGCAAUAUGCAACGCGACUGCAUCAGUAAUGGCUUUCCACCGGGUCCCGUUCUUAUCAUAUGGUAUACAUUGUCAAAAUGAAUCCACUAAUUUAGUCUGUUUUUUAGCGGGUGUUUGUGGGCUGCCGCUGCUGUCUUGCGCAGCUCGCAGAGAGCAACAUUCCUCCCACUCAGCUGCGUGCCGCUGCUUGAGGUGCUGGAAUAAAUUUGUCGUACUGCUACCUUUGGUUGCAACAGCUUUCAGACAGAUUUUGCAGCGGGUCGUGGUUUGUUCGAUGUCGGACACAUUAAAACCAAACCAGUUCCAAAUAACCGACGACACCAGGCCUUUUUUGGGGACGAGCUCUUCUCCGCUUGCUGCCAUGUUGUGUACUGUGUAGCUGUGGAGAGGCGGGGGGAGGGGUCAGCGCACUCUGACCUACAGGAGCCCAAGGGGAGUGCCGGCGGUGUAAGUUAAAGAAAAAAGCGGAAAAAAGCCAAUUUUCAUUAAUAAUAAAUCGUCUUUAACUACAAAUUUGAAUUAAUCGAUAAAAUCGAUUUAUCGCCCAGCCCUAGGGGAAAUGAUGGUGUGAAACAGCAGAGGCACUUUGUCAACCCGCUGAGUUAACGUUACUGUCAUUAGCAUCAAGCUAGCAAACAAUGGUACAUCCUCAUAAUAGAGAUGGACAUAAAGUAAGAAAAUGAAAUAACAGCGGCUUUUACUCACCACAACUGCAGAGGCUCCCAGCUUCAUUUGAAACAGACUACAUUAUAGACGGUCCGUUAUCUUAAUAUUUUUACUUUGUAUCCGCUACCAUUGCCUUGAUAACGUGAAUGCAUGGCGCCGUCAUUUCAAACUCAACACUUCCUGUAUCUGUUUCAAAUUAAAAGCCCCUUAUAAUCUCGGCUGAGAGAAUCCCUCAAUUUUUUAAAAAAUCUUUUAUUGUGAAACAUCUGCAGGAACUUGUUGUGCAGGAUUCACUGACAUGUAUGUUUGCAUACGGUACUUCAAAUGUAGCUACUGCCAUCUGCUGGCGCUUUUACAUUACUACAGCAACAUUUCGGCUGGCACGUGAACAGACGCAGUGACUAAAAUGAUAGUAAUUAAAAAAACAGGACAAGAAUAACCUGAUGACAUCACACACGUAGUGAAAGACGUAGUGUGUCGUGUCUGUCGGCCAAGUCACAGCACGAUUUUAUGAGUCCACAAUCGCGUAAUGUGACAUAGUGACUAAUGCAACAGACAGAAAUGUCGUGUAGUGUGAACCAGGCAUAAGGGUCCCCAAAGCUUCAUGGGGCAUUGUGAGGGUGUAAGAACACUUUUUUUAAUUUAAAAUAAACAGUAGGCCUUCAUCUGAGCAUUUCAUUAAUUUUGGUUUAAAAAACUAAGUGAAGUUGAUUUUUUUAUAUUUAAGAUCAUUAGUCAAGAUUUAAUUUUAAAACAAACACCUCACAGGAUAAGAACACAGUAAAGACCCAACACAAGCACACAAAGCUGUCACUCUCUGCUAAACAGCCUUGUCCUGCAUCAGAAAAGUACUCAAUUAAACAACCUAAGAGCUAGUAGAGCAAGGACCACACAUCAGGGGAAAGAAAAUACUGAAUUAAAAAAAAUAAAUAAAAGUCUAUCAUCAGUAAUCUGCUUAAAAUGCAUCCAAAUCUCUCAUUUUACACAAAAGUCUUGCAGUUAUUGUGUCCACUGUAUACACAGUUAAUCAGUUGUCUGUACUGUUAUUGUUAUGCAUUGAAUAUGAUAUGAAAUAUCCAUAAAGUCGGAGGUCAUUAGUUUACUCAAUGAUAGGAAAGAGGUCUCUGAAAGAAAAAGGUUGGGAACCACUGCACUAGAGGGCGCUUUACAGCACACACACUCACACCUGAGAGUAUUCUUCAGUUGUCCUUGUACAGUCCUGGAUUUAUUGUCAAAAUCUUUUCACUUGUUUUCUGAGAAGAAUCACAACCACUGUUGCUCUUAAGACAACACUGCACUCCUGCCAAGUUUUGCUUGAAGAAAAUCCAAAAUUAUUUUUGUACAUGUAUGUUGUUGUGAGCGCUGAGAGCUGAAAGCUCUAGAAAGUAAAAAUUAAGCCAAGAUUUCUCCAGCCUGAACUGCCUCCAGACUCAAGCUCUGUACUUAACGUGCAGUCAUGAGAUUUCAUUGUAGUAUCAAUCUUCUCAUCUACAUAAUCAUAGCUCCCAAAUUAACCCAUUCCUUUACAUGUUUAGGGGUUUUAAAUGUAACUUCACUCCUUAAACAUCUGAGCUGUGUUGGCGUUGGGUCAGAGAGCAAUGGCCUCCUCACUGACUAAAGCAUGUGCUGUAUCUUUUGUCAAAAGUAUAUCUAUAUAUUCGUUUCUUCAUCAGGAGUUUAUGCAAAAUGAAAAAAAACCAAUGCCUUGAGUCAACAGUUAAGACAAUCAGUGUUUACUACCAGAACAUUCAGAGCAUAAAUCCACUGUUUGUUAUAAAUAAAGCAUUAUAUUAUUAUUA